This is a messenger RNA of Bathycoccus prasinos, 1749 nucleotides long. RefSeq lists its product with no specific name. Bases 1 to 1749 code for a protein of 582 amino acids. Gene Ontology annotation, molecular function: ATP binding; kinase activity. NCBI's taxonomy places the organism in Eukaryota, Viridiplantae, Chlorophyta, Mamiellophyceae, Mamiellales, Bathycoccaceae. The transcript has a single exon. The record is from RefSeq and is a predicted model, not a curated record. Gene Ontology annotation, cellular component: cytoplasm.
AUGCGACACACGACGUUCUCUCGAACGCCCCCGGAUUCUCCAACGUCUUCCUCUCCGCGCUCUCCGAAUAACCCGGCGGUAUCCACGCCUUCCGGAGAGGCGAUAUUCAACGGGAACGGAAGUCCUUCGAAACACAUCUCGCAAUUGAUGGAGUUGAACUGUUCGGUCGGGAAAGGGAGAAGGAAAAUCAAUAAUACUAACAACACAACGAAUACGAGUAGUUUAUUAGAGUCGAGCGCGUCCAUGCCUUCGUUGUCCCAAAACCACCACCAAAACGAACAUUCGUUCCGCUCGAAAGUGGACGAACGCGUCUCCGCGAACGGAGGGAAUCGGGAACCAUUUUUGAUCGGCGUCGCCGGAGGCACGGCGUCUGGGAAGUCCACCGUGUGUAAUCUCAUCAUGAACUCGCUGCAAGAGAAACGAGUGGUGCUGUUAGCGCAGGACUCGUUUUAUCGACCUUUAACGGAGGAGGAGAGGCGAAACGUGAAACAGUACAAUUUUGAUCACCCGGACGCGAUUGAAUGGCCUUUGAUCGUGAAGACGCUGAAAGAUUUACUGUUAAGAAGGAACGUGAAAGUGCCGGUGUAUGAUUUCGUGACGCACUCGAGGAAAGAAGGGGUGGAUAUUAACGUCGAACCCGGGGACGUGAUUAUCAUCGAAGGUAUUUUGGUGUUAGCGAUGGAAGCGGUGAGAGACUUGUGCCACAUGAAGAUUUUCGUAGACACCGACGAUGAUUUACGUUUGGCAAGAAGAAUGAAAAGAGACACGUUGGAGCGCGGGAGGCAGGUGGACGGGGUGAUUUUACAAUAUACGACGUUCGUGAAACCGAUGUUUGAGGCGUACGUGUCGCCGUCGAAGAGAAACGCCGAUAUCAUCAUCCCUUGGGCGGGUGGUCAAAACUCCGUCGCGAUUGAUUUAAUCGCGAAGCACAUUCGCACAAAGCUCGGCCAAACAGAUUUGAGGAGAAUUUACCCCAACUUGGUCGUGUUACCGCCGCACUUCCAGAUUCGAGGGAUGCAUACGAUUAUUCGCGACCGAACGGUGUCCAGGUCAGAUUUCGUCUUUUAUUCCGACCGCAUCAUUCGUUUAGUCGUUGAACACGCGUUGGGGUAUUUGCCGUUUAAAGAGCACCAAAUUGAAACACCGACUGGAGAGACGUACCGUGGCGUUUCCUUUUAUUCAAAAAUAUGCGGGGUGUCGAUGAUUCGAAGCGGCGAGGCGAUGGAAAACGCGUUGAGAGCGUGUUGCAAAGGCAUCAAGAUUGGUAAAAUUUUAGUGAAAAGAAGAGAUAAAGAUGGUCUGGGAAGUGAUUUAUUGCGACGCGAAUCGCCACCGGUUGAAGAGGAGGAAAAUAUCGACAACUUAGAUUCCGACGAGGACGAGUUAGACGCGAGUAAAUUACCGGACGUCUUGUACCAGAAAUUGCCGUAUGACAUUUCCGAACGGUACGUCUUACUCUUGGACCCGUUGUUAGCGACUGGAUAUUCCGCCAUGGCGGCGAUAAAUAUGUUAAAGGCCGAGGGUGUUUUGGAGGAGCGCAUUUUGUUCGUCUCCGUGAUUGCGUCCACGCAAGGCGUGCACCAAUUGUGCACUAAAUUCCCGAGGAUGAAAAUCAUCACGUCCGAAGUCGACGCGGGAUUGUCGGAUGAUAAUCGCGUGUUGCCCGGAGUCGGGGAGUUUGGCGAUCGGUAUUUUGGCACCGAGAAAGAAGACAACGAGUUUAUGGUCGGUUCUCCGAGUAAAUUUUGA